AUGGUUCCUACUCAGCUCCUGGCAAAAGUCAAGGGCUGGCUCCGGAUCCGCAGCCUCCUGGCCCGACAGUGCCUGGCAGAGUUUCUGGGUGUGUUUGUGCUCAUGCUCAUCACCCAGGGGGCUGUGGCCCAGGCUGUCACUAGUGAGGAAACCAAAGGCAACUUCUUCACCAUGUUUCUGGCUGGCGCUUUGGCUGUUAUGGUGGCCAUCUACGUGGGUGGUAAUGUCUCCGGGGCUCACCUGAAUCCGGCCUUCUCCCUGACCAUGUGCCUCCUGGGACGCCUCCCCUGGGCCAAGCUCCCCGUCUACUCCUUGGUGCAGACUCUGUCCGCUUUCUGCGCCUCUGGAGCCACUUACGCGCUCUACUACGAUGCCCUGCAGAACUAUACGGGUGGGAACCUGACAGUGACUGGCCCCAAGGAGACAGCGUCCAUCUUUGCCACCUACCCUGCUCCCUAUCUGUCCCUGAACAAUGGCUUCUUGGAUCAGGUUCUGGGAACUGCAGUCCUGAUUGUGGGGAUCUUGGCCAUCCUGGACACACGGAAUAAGGGAGUGCCCGCGGGUCUGGAGCCCGUGGCAGUGAGCCUUUUGAUCCUGGCCAUUGGGCUAUCCAUGGGUGCCAACUGUGGAUACCCACUCAACCCUGCCCGGGACCUGGGCCCCCGGAUUUUCACCUACGUGGCCGGCUGGGGCCCUGAAGUUUUCAGGGCUGGAAAUGGCUGGUGGUGGGUGCCUGUGGUGGCCCCAAUGGUGGGGGCCACCCUCGGCACAGCCACUUACCAACUGCUGAUAGCUCUGCACCACCCUGAGGAUUCGGAGGAGGCAGCUCAGGAUCUAGCACUUGCCCAGUAUAAAGACUUGGACACUCCUGCCUCGACUCAGAUGCCUCAGCAGUCCUACCUCCCUCAUGGACAAUGA
Molecule: messenger RNA, 918 nt
Organism: Pipistrellus nathusii (Nathusius's pipistrelle)
Lineage: Eukaryota; Metazoa; Chordata; Mammalia; Chiroptera; Vespertilionidae
Source: the annotation of a GenBank genome assembly